Molecule: messenger RNA, 903 nt
Organism: Exserohilum turcica Et28A
Lineage: Eukaryota; Fungi; Ascomycota; Dothideomycetes; Pleosporales; Pleosporaceae
Exons: 2
Coding region: 1-903 (300 amino acids)
Biological process (GO): mitochondrial citrate transmembrane transport
Source: RefSeq, a predicted model, not a curated record
AUGAGCGCGUCCGUUGCUGCUGCUGCUGCUGCUGCCCCGCCAGCCAACCGCAAAAAGACACCCACCGCCAUUGUGUCCCUCUUCUCCGGUGCGGUCGCGGGCGGCGUCGAGGCCACGGCAACCUAUCCCUUCGAAUUCGCAAAAACCCGCGCCCAGCUCCAGGUCGGCGCCUCGGGCUCCAAAAACCCCUUUACCGUUCUUGCCCAAGUGGCCAAAACCAAUGGAUUCGGCGCCAUCUACACGGGGUGCUCUACCCUGAUUGUCGGCACCGCCUUCAAGGCCGGCGUCCGCUUCCUCUCCUUCGACUCGAUCCGCAACCGCCUUGCUGACGAGCGCGGGGUCCUCUCUCCGGCGCGAGGCCUGCUGGCAGGCAUGCUGGCAGGCGCAGUGGAGAGUAUCGUUGCAGUCACACCCACAGAGCGUGUCAAGACGGCUCUGAUUGACAAUGCAAAGAGCGGCGGCGAACGCUACCGCGGCGGCUUGCACGCCUCCAGAGUCAUUGUGCAAACCCACGGCAUUGCCGGGCUGUAUCGGGGUCUGGUGUCGACAACAGCAAAGCAAUCCGCUACAUCGGCUGUUCGCAUGGGAUCGUACAAUGUGCUCAAGGAGUUUGCGCGGCGGAAGAACCUUCCCCAGAACAGCGCCGCUACCUUUGGCAUGGGCGCUGUGGCUGGUGUCAUCACCGUCUAUGCCACACAGCCUUUCGACACUAUCAAAACACAGGCGCAGAGCGCGCAAGGCGCAAGCACAAAAGAGGCUUUCCGGAGUGUCUUGCGGAAGGGAGGCGUGCGGGGUUUCUGGAGCGGGAGCACGAUGCGUCUAGGCAGGCUGGUCUUGAGCGGCGGCAUUGUAUUCACAGUUUACGAGAAGGUGUCGGAUCUGCUGACGCCUUCGAGCCUAUGA